AGCGGCGGGGCUGCAGUGCCCGCAUCCCCGGGCAGCCGUGCCGCCUUCUCCCGUCGCUAUGGGCCGCGGGGUCGGCCCGUUCCGCCGUUUGCUGCUGUCGCUUCUACUUCUACCCACUGCCGGGACGGGAGGACGGGGAGAUGCCUUAAGGGUGGGGGAACCGGAGGAGGCGGCGGAGGAGAUGAUGGAGUACCGCGACCCUUGUAAAGCCGCUGCCUUUUGGGGCGAUAUCGCUUUAGAUGAAGAUGAUCUGAAGCUGUUUCAAGUAGACAGAACUGUUGACUUAACAAAGCACUCAGAUGGCAACGCAAGACACACUUCAGGAGGCCUGGGAGAACAGACUCUUGUGCCAAGUGAGAACGCCACUUCAACCGAUCGUAGUAACAAAGCAGUUAAAAAGGACGGCAGGCAGAACACAACGCUUGCGAGGAGGCCGAAGAGGAAGGAAUAUAAAGAUGAGUCUGGGAUGGAUACACGCUCCUCUCCCAGAGUGCGCAGGGCAACCACAGCCAGGGCUGAGAGGAUCUGGCCAGGGGGAGUCAUCCCCUAUAUGAUCGGAGGAAAUUUCACUGGAACGCAAAGAGCUAUCUUUAAGCAAGCGAUGAGGCACUGGGAGAAGCACACUUGUGUGACGUUUGUGGAGAGAACUGAUGAAGAGAGUUUCAUUGUGUUCACAUACAGAACAUGUGGAUGUUGCUCAUACGUGGGUCGACGAGGAGGGGGCCCUCAGGCUAUAUCCAUUGGAAAGAACUGUGACAAGUUUGGUAUUGUGGCUCAUGAGCUGGGUCAUGUGGUGGGUUUCUGGCAUGAGCACACACGACCUGACAGGGACCAGCAUGUCACGAUCAUCAGAGAGAACAUACAGCAAGGUCAGGAGUACAACUUUUUAAAGAUGGAAGCUGGGGAAGUGAACUCACUGGGGGAGACCUAUGACUUCGACAGCAUCAUGCACUAUGCUAGGAACACAUUCUCCAGAGGGGUUUUCCUCGACACCAUCCUUCCCCGUCGUGAUGAUAAUGGGGUCCGGCCAACUAUUGGUCAGCGUAUUCGCCUGAGUCAGGGAGACAUCGCUCAGGCAAGGAAGUUGUACAAAUGCCCAGCUUGUGGAGAGACCUUGCAGGACUCAACAGGGAAUUUCUCAGCCCCUGGCUUUCCAAAUGGCUACCCCUCCUAUUCUCACUGUGUUUGGAGGAUCUCGGUGACCCCAGGGGAGAAGAUUAUGUUAAACUUCACAUCAAUGGACCUAUUUAAAAGUCGCCUUUGCUGGUAUGACUAUGUGGAGGUACGUGAUGGCUACUGGAGGAAGGCUCCAUUACUGGGUAGAUUUUGUGGUGACAAGAUCCCUGAACCGGUAUUCUCCACGGACAGCAGGCUAUGGAUUGAGUUCCGGAGCAGCAGUAACAUCCUGGGCAAAGGCUUCUUUGUGGUCUAUGAAGCUAUUUGUGGUGGAGAAAUUCACAAAGAUGCUGGCCAGAUCCAAUCUCCCAAUUACCCAGAUGACUACAGACCUUCCAAAGAGUGCAUCUGGAAGAUCACAGUUUCUGAGGGCUUUCAUAUAGGAAUCACAUUCCAAGCCUUUGAGAUUGAAUGGCAUGAUGCGUGUUCUUAUGACUACCUGGAGAUCCGAGAUGGCCUCACUGAAUACAGCCCACUGAUCGGUCACUUCUGUGGCUACGAGAAGCCAGAAGAUAUCAAAUCCAGUUCAAAUAAAGUAUGGAUGAAGUUUGCAUCUGAUGCAACCAUCAAUAAAGCAGGCUUUGCAGCAAAUUUCUUUAAAGAGAUGGAUGAAUGUUCUCUGCCAGACAAUGGUGGCUGUGAGCAGCACUGCGAGAACACACUGGGCAGUUACAAAUGCACCUGCGAGCCUGGCUAUGAGUUGACAGCUGAUAAAAAGAGCUGUGAAGCUGCCUGUGGGGGCUUCAUCACCAAGCUCAAUGGGACCAUUACUAGCCCUGGAUGGCCCAAGGAAUAUCCUACUAACAAAAACUGCGUCUGGCAGGUGGUAGCUCCAGCCCAGUACCGGAUCUCUCUGCAAUUCGAAGUGUUUGAGCUGGAAGGCAAUGAUGUCUGUAAAUAUGACUAUGUUGAGGUUCGUAGUGGGUUGGCUUCUGACUCCAAGCUGCAUGGCAAAUUCUGUGGCUCAGAAAAGCCUGAAGUAAUCACGUCGUAUGGCAACAACAUGAGACUGGAGUUCAAAUCAGACAACACAGUCUCCAAGAAAGGCUUUAAAGUUCACUACUUCUCUGACAAGGACGAAUGCUCCAAAGACAACGGUGGUUGCCAGCACGAAUGUAUCAACACCUUUGGGAGCUACAUAUGCCAGUGCAGAAAUGGCUUCAUGCUGCAUGAAAACGGCCAUGACUGUAAAGAAGCUGGUUGUGAGCACAAGCUGAGUGGUGCAGAGGGAACGAUGAGCAGUCCAAACUGGCCUGACAAGUACCCCAGCAGGAAAGAGUGCACCUGGGACAUCUCUGCAACACCUGGCCACCGAGUGAAAGUAACCUUCAAUGAGUUUGAGAUUGAACAGCACCAAGAAUGUGCCUAUGACCACUUGGAAAUGUAUGAUGGGCCCAACAGCAAGUCACCUGUCCUUGGCCGCUUCUGUGGCAGCAAGAAACCAGACCCGGUAGUGGCUUCUACCAACAAGAUGUUCCUCAGGUUUUACUCUGAUGCUUCUGUGCAAAGAAAAGGUUUCCAGGCAAAGCACAGCACAGAGUGUGGUGGGCUCUUAAAGGCUGAAGUACGAACUAAGGAGCUGUAUUCCCAUGCUCAGUUUGGAGACAACAACUACCCAGGUCAAGCGAACUGUGAAUGGGUGAUUGUAGCUGAAGACGGUUACGGGGUGGAGCUGAUAUUCCAGACAUUCGAGAUCGAGGAGGAGGCCGACUGUGGGUAUGACUACAUGGAGAUUUAUGAUGGUUACGACAGCACUGCACCCCGCCUGGGACGCUUCUGUGGCUCAGGGCCUCUGGAAGAAAUCUACUCUGCAGGGGAUUCCAUCAUGAUUCGAUUCCAUACAGAUGACACCAUCAACAAGAAAGGCUUUCAUGCCCGAUACAUAAGUACCAAAUUUCAGGAUGCAUUGCACAUGAGAAAGUAGUUUGACUGCUCCUCACAGCCAUUCCCAUCUGAAGACUGAGACAUUUAACUGUGAUCUUUGUCUUUUUUUUUUUUCAAGCUUCUGUGCACGUGGCCAAAAGCGGUGUACAGUAUUUUCUGUAACUGAAACUAAAUCCAGUCUCAAAGGUUUGCCUCUGAAAUUAUUAGCAUGACCCUUUCUUGUUAACAUACCCAGGACCAAAAAUUGUCUUCUAAUCAUACCUGCCAGGGCAUAAAUGUUGUAUUUUGCACAGCUUGCCAUGGGGCUGAGUGAAGACUGAUAUUGAAUUGAGGAAAGCCUUCAUCCUUGCAUAUCCUGUUUCUAGGUGACAUUUCCUAAGCAUCCUGUACACAUGAGCUGUCUGAACAUAUUUUCUGGAGCAGAUGAUGUGGACAGCCACCCUGUAGGAUUUUCUCAAAGGACCUUGGGAGUCACCCGCUCUCCCCUACCAGCCCAAAAUACUUUGUGCAAUAAGUGAACAACCAGAUGGUUGGGACUCCAUCACUCCUUCUGUCCCAUCUAUUUAUUGUCUUGGUUAUUGUGGAUUGAAAGGUAGGCAGGGGCAUGGGAACAGUCUCUUUAGGGCUGCUAGCUACUUGGAUCACAGUGAACAAGAAGGGCCCAGUGCCUGUUUUGCAGUAAUUGUCAUGGAAUGACAAUGUCAUAUGUUGAAUGGAAGUACUUUGAUACAGUGGCCAAGGGAAAGGUGGUGGCUGACAGGGGAAGUGCUGUGGUGGCAUGCAAGGCAUGACUGUGUAAUGGUGGCAGAACUUAACAGCUGAAUUACUGACAGCGUGCUCCAGUUACACCACCAGACAAGGCAGCUCAGAGGGCCAUGGCAGCAGUCCAGGCCUUGUCUUAAAUAAGGAAUCUCUCCUCAUCACUGCACCCAUGUUUUCUUUCUCAGCCUUCUUUACGCUGCUUCCUUUCCUUAGUACCACUUCCAUGUGAGCCCUUCCUUUUCACAGCUGAGCUGCUCUCCCCAGGGCUCCCCACCACAGCCUAGGAGUGCUCUGCAACAUCAGCUAGCCGGGGUGUCUUAACGAAGGAAGCGCCAGGCCAAAGAUAGUCAGGGUGUUCCUGAGGCAGAGGAACACAGGCCAUCUCUGGUGAGCUCUGGGAACCUGUCAAAGAUGUGCAAGCUCCGGGCACGGGACUAGGAACAGGAGAGCUCUGCUGGUUUCUGCUUCCUCCCUGUUUCUCGCUGGCCUAUGGCCCAGUCACUUAACUUCAUGGCAGGGGUGGAAGCGAGAUGGUGACUUAAGCACUUUGAGCUAUAAGGCUCAGACAUGCUCUGUGUUGCAGUUCUUUAUGUACGUGGAAGCUACUGCGCCAUGGACUUGCAGAUUUAACGGGUAGCUUGGCACUUCUUUGGGAAAAAGUAGGGAAAACUGUGCUUUUGGGGGACCUGCUGUAAUUGAGCUGUUGAUAUGGAAGAAAAAAAAGAGAAGAAAAAAAAAGACUUUAUUCUGAAUGAUAUUUCAUUAAGGCACUCAUGGGCAAUUAUGAGCUAAAAGCUGAGGUAUGUUAGCUUUAAUAAAGUAUUUAUAAUCCAAGGAUUACUAUGUUUACAUAACCAAUGUACUGUCAGGCUCCGGGGUGACACCUCCUCUCUGGUGUAUGACUGCGGAGAAGUGUGGGGCCAGCGCCACUGUCAGGCACAAACGACAUUCCUGGAGAUGGGGGCAUUUCCAGAUGGAUAAUAAAUAGACCCAACCCUCUCCAGAAGUCCUUGAACAGAAUAUGGUCCAAGUAUUGUGAAUACUAGGAGAAGCAAAUGCAUGAAAAUAUUUUCUUGCUUAGAACAAGAAAAAUAAAGUAAUUUAUACACACACACACAAGAUUAUAUGUAUAUAAAAUGUGCAUGUAGAAGACCGGUAGUCAAAGCCUUAAUAAGUGUCAUGUGAAUAAUACAGUACCAUUGACUAUAGCUUUAUUGCAGGCUGUAUAAAACCAUGUUAUUUCUGGUUUGGUUUUUUAGCUCUGUUUUGUUCCUGUUUUCAAAUUUUGUGGCCUUUUACCGGGCAAGACCUCUGAUCUCAAGCUGUUUGACCAUGCAGGUCUGGGGAAGUGAGCUCUGCUAGAUGGGGUCUGCGUUUGUCCUUCUCUUCCUUGCUCCCAUUCAAGCAAAAUCGCAGUGAUACAGGUCUGGAAAUAAAAGUGUGACACCGAUCCCUGUGAAACAGAAGGAAAGUUCCAGGUGGCAAGCGGUGGUUCAGGUUUCCUGUCUCUCUAAGGGGAGCAAUGACUCUGGAGAGAAGUGACUGUAGGAGCUUCCCGUGUACUUUAGCAUCUCUGUUCCAUGUUCUGUUAAUUUCCCAUCUUCCCCAGACCGGUUCACUGCAGAUGCUUGCAAUGUUGUUUGACAGAUCUACUACGCUUGUUAGCAUUCAUGCAGGUGUCUCUUGUGACAGUGUGCUCACAACUGUUGUACUGUGCAUUUCAAUCAAUAGUCUAUGUAGAAUAUUUCUGCUGUACUGACUGGGCUUAACAGUCGAUAAUUCUAAAUGUGCGAAAGUUUCUUAAGAAAAAAGAAAAAAAUGUCAGAUCCUCUAAGGUGUGUAUACGUAUUCUGGUCUUUGUGUGGUUCUACAUUUCACUAACUAAAAUAAAUUUCUAAGAGGGGGAGGAGAGGAGGGUGUUGGGGCAAUCGCAAAUGUAUACCUGUGCCCAGAAUGAGUCUCUGCAUUCAUUAAAGACCGUGGAUUCAGUUGCGCAUUCUGUUGUAUGCAUGCAUUUACCACUUCCUCAAGGGGAGGAAACUUCUUAAUACAUUCCUUGUUCUGCCAACUGUUGUUUGUGUCUACUGCUAAUACUGGGUGGGAUUUACUCUCUGCAGGAAGUGACUUUCCCUUGGGCCUUUAGCUUUGUCUUGGCUUUUGCAAUCAAG
Molecule: messenger RNA, 5990 nt
Organism: Chroicocephalus ridibundus (black-headed gull)
Lineage: Eukaryota; Metazoa; Chordata; Aves; Charadriiformes; Laridae
Gene: TLL2
Product: tolloid like 2
Exons: 21
Coding region: 59-3100 (1013 amino acids)
Biological process (GO): proteolysis
Molecular function (GO): calcium ion binding; metalloendopeptidase activity; zinc ion binding
Source: RefSeq, a predicted model, not a curated record